Messenger RNA from Epinephelus fuscoguttatus (brown-marbled grouper), 10064 nucleotides. It is a transcript of the gene cep192, whose product is annotated as centrosomal protein 192. Gene Ontology annotation, molecular function: protein kinase binding. The record is from RefSeq and is a predicted model, not a curated record. The coding region runs from base 301 to 8667 and encodes 2788 amino acids. The transcript is spliced from 52 exons. Gene Ontology annotation, biological process: centrosome duplication; mitotic spindle assembly; protein localization to centrosome. Gene Ontology annotation, cellular component: centriole; cytoplasm; pericentriolar material. NCBI's taxonomy places the organism in Eukaryota, Metazoa, Chordata, Actinopteri, Perciformes, Serranidae.
CAUGACGCUCACGCGGGCUUCCUGUGGCUUCUGGGCGCUGCUUGGUCCUCCGAAAUGUUGUUCGGUCUGUUUGUUGUACCUGAUUUUAAGAAAUAAUGAACAAUGUAAGUGUUUGGGAAGUGACUUUUGGAACUUAACUACAUCUUGCAACGUGUCUGCACAAGUUUAUGAAGACAAAAGUCGCGCUGAAGAAGAACCGUGGUCUCUCGGCCCCUCUUCAGGAGUGAAUAAAUUUCAGAUGGUUUUUACCUGAACUGAAGUCAAGCCACAUUUGGCUGCCACCCUGCUCCAUUCAAAAACAUGGCAGAUAAUUUUUACAAGUUGGAAGAUGAAGCCUUCCCCAGUUUCCUCUGCAAGUCUCUGGACAGCACCAGUGGCCGCGCCACACUGGGGAAUGUGACAUUGGGUUCAGGCCCAGGACUCCCAGUGGCCGCCUCUACAGUGGCUAAAAUUAAACCUAGCUCGGACAACAGAGGAGAUCCUGUUGACGCGUCAUAUCUAGAGGGCAGAGAGCUGCAGCAGGCCGACACAAAGUCAUCUGCUAGAGAACAGCCUAAGUUCGCCCUCAGCUUCAAAGAUGACUUGGACGAUGCGGAUGACUUCAUCGCAGCCCACCGUUUUUCAGACAUGCUGGUGAAGAUUAAUUUGGAAGAAAGUGCAUCUCAAACCCAAGGCCCCAACCUGGGGCUUCCCCCUACACAUAUGAGCUCAGUCAACGGCCGGCCCACAGAACUUGGAACAGAGCUGUCAACAGGGCUUCUGACAUUUGCCCAGUUUGGAUAUAAAGAUGGUCCAGAUGCAAAGGCUCAGCCCUUACCCGCUACAGCUGAAGAGGACAUUGUGCAGAGUGAAGGAGUGGACAGUGACCAUUUCAGUGGCAGUAACUCAAGCUUCCUGGCAAAUGAGAAGCUCAUGUCUGUGGACAGCAUGAACAGCGAUAUCACAGAUGAUGACAUUGAUUCAAACAACCUGCCUGAUGAUGAGCUGGAACUGUAUUUCAAUAAGAUGGUUCCUCCUGCUAUGCAGAGAGGCAGAGUGGAGGGCCAGGAGAUUCCUGCAACAGGACUCCCAGCUGCUGCUGACAGCAUAUCAAACCCAAGUUCAACAGACCCAGAACAGUAUAGACACCAGUUCCUUGAUGACUACAAUCAGGAGGACUUCCAGAUGCCUGAUGUGCGUCUUGCUGCUACAGGUAUGGACUCCUGUCCUGCCAGUGAUGAGGACACUGAGGAUGAGCUGGAGUCUGCCAGAAGGAACAGCAAUGCUGCCAGGACACGGCUGCUGCCCAGCACCUCCAGACAACUGGUUGGAGAGAGUAAUCGUCCGAGUUUCAGGCCGGGCUUAGAGGGAGGCAGUUCUGAUGAUGAGGCUUCCAGCAGCCGUGGUGGUCCAUCUCUGUCUGGGAUUGAACACAGACGAUCUGCUGAGGGACAAGUCAUCAACCCUCCGGUCACAGGGGAUGGAGGAGGUGGUGAUGGGAGCAGCGGGAGUGAGGAAAGUGGAAAUGAUGGUGGAGUUUCAACCAUCCCCCUCCCAGCAACCGUAGUCCAGACCACCUAUGAUGUUCUGCGUGGGCUGGGGAUUGUGGGGAGCAGUGCUAUCGGUGAGGAUGAGGAUGGCGAUCUGGAUCUGCCAGGACAUGGAAGGAAGAGUCUCUCCAGACACACUGAGAUGGGUGACCGUGUGGGUCCUGUGGGAACAGGAGAGGCCAGCUCUUCCUUUGGGGCAUCAGGGGGAACUCAAAGACUUUCUCCUGUCAACUGGAGCAUGGUCCUGGACCGACAGGAGGCACUGGAUGCUAUGGAGAACACAGAGUCUGGACCCACUGUUGACCGACUGUUGGACUCAGUCUACCUAAGGAGUGGAGCUGGACUUAGAAGACCUCAGGACUCCUCAGCACACCUAACUUUCUCCCACCUUCAAGGCACCCAGGGGAGCUUCCACCUCUCUCAGGUACUGCUGCCAGAAUGCGAUGACGAUGAUGAUGAUGAUGGAGUAGAUGUGCCUGAUGGUAGCAGGCCUUCCUUGGGCAUAAGGGGAGGGCCUUGUGGUGAUGUAACUGUUGCAGAGGCCUCAGACAGUACCAGUGAGGAUGAAAACAAUCCUCUUUCCACCUCUCUGGAAGCCAAGUAUUUCUCCCAGAGCUUCCACCAGGAACAAGAAGAUUCAGAUGACUGCUGGAACCAUUGUCCAGACAACCUGGAGCUUGAGUUUCAACAAGAAGCCGAUGCCAGUCAUGGUGUGGUGUACCAGAAUGAAGAAGGGCAGUGGGUGACAGACCUGGCAUAUUACUCCUCCUUUGAGAAAGAGGUUGAUGGGAACAUGCCAGAGACUGUUGGCCAGUUUCAAAAGGAGGACUUUGUUCCUGCUUGUGAUGCCAUGGAAAAGAUAGUUAAGGAUCAAGAGGAAUUUGAGAAGGAGCACCAAUUCAUGCAGGAGGAGAAGAUUGAACCAGUCAGCAGCAACAGCACCUUUAAUAGUGACUCAUCUUGGAAGGCCCCCACCACCAGCCACAUCCUGAUGAGGGCUUCCCAGGUCUCUUCAGAGUUUAACCAGGAGGACCAAAGCUACCUGCGACUGACUUUUGGGCAGUUUUUUGGACAGCGCUCUGAAGCCCUGGGCUGUUUGGGCAGCACUGAGGAUGUGAAUGGGAUUAAACGGCCGUCCUUUGGUUACAUCAUUACCUCUCCAGAGAAAAGAGAACCAUUUCCCCUAAUUCACCCCUCAGAGUUCUCAGCUAGAGACUCUCUUCACAGUGACACAGUGGAAGUCAGUGAAGCAGACAAAACACUCAACCCAGAGGACCUGGACAAAACUCUUGAGGCACCAGGGGAAAGGAUGUCACCGAAAGGUGAUACUGAUCCAGAACCAUGUGAUCAGGAGGACCAUACUGUUAGAGCUGCACUACCUGACCACAGUGAGGGCUCUGGCUCUGAAUCAAGCUUGGGUAAUCAAAGCCGUGUGUCCCCUAACAACAACAGCAGCCAUCUGAUGCUGAGUAUCAGCACAAUCGCUUCAGCCAUUGCUGAUGCGUCCAUCAGCACUGACCCAUCGCAGCUGGCUGCUAUGAUUGUGGAGCUGUCCAAGCGGAGAAGGACAAGGAAUCGACCUGAAUCCGCAGGGCCACACUCCACUGAACAUGAGCCAGAUCAGAGUGUCAUGCUGGACACACUGCACAGAAGCACCUGUGUUGGAGAGCUGAGUGCCUUUGACAUGGAGAAAUACCUGAAAAAGACUGACGUGUCAGGCAGCACUGAUGCCUCUGUGGCACACACCACCUUUGACCUGACCGCCUGGGCAGACAACCUCAGCAGUUCUCAGAGAAACCCUCAGGCAGGAUAUCCCGAGGAGCCUGGGAGCUCAGCUCAGCGAGUGGACAAUGAGACUCAACAGGAGCCCACAAGGACAAAAACUGAGGAGAAAGACGGAGGAGGAGAGACAACUUUAAACAGCUCAUCUGCAGCGCCUCCUCCAAAUGCAUUAUCUCCAGGUCAUAAAGGUGACCCAAGAAGAAGCUCUAUUCCUCGCCCUCGCACAUCUUCUGGUUCUACCAGAAGAUCUGUGGGCUCAGGACAGUCCUCCACUCUGAUGCCUCCUGCAGACAAAAUGGCAGCAUAUAAUAACCCCUCUUCCUCUGCUAUCAAGACUUGUGGUUCCUCAGGCAGUACCUGGACAGAAAAUGGAAUCAAACCAGGAGAAAUUAACCUACAAGCAUCUAGCAAUUUUAGGACUCCAUUAGAAACAUCACAGAAAAGUGAUAAAAGCUCUGCUUCCUCACCUGGCUUGGCAGAAACCCCACCAGGCCCAAGGAAAGGGCAGUCAAGUCUGCCUUGUUUUAAAGGUUCCUCUUCUCCGCCACAGAGGGCAAGGAGUGCAGGUCAUUCGCAGCAAGACAGACCGCAUAAUUCUCCAGAGAAGAAACCAUCACCCAGGAAUAUCAUGAUUGCCUCACUACCUCGUAGCUCUGUUGAGAAGCAUGUUGGCUUCUCUUGCCAAAACACGCAACCUCCACUAGACCCUGCAUCUGAACUACCCAAGGGAUUCUCUGAGCCCUGUGUGGAGGAGACGCAUUGUAACUUCAGACCGUCCACCUCUCCGCUUACUCACUCUUCUCCAAGCCAAACCUCCAUUCCCAGCGCUGAUGGUAUGAUGUCACCUGUGUCAUCCAGUGGUGGUAUAGCGGACAAACGUCCAGGUCUUGACCUCUCACCUCAGUCUACCUGCUCCAGCCCAAGUCUCAGCAGGCUCACAUACAUCUCAAUGAAUGACGGCACUGUCGUACCUACACCCGAGAGGCGAAAGAAUAACUCUAGUAUGGCACUGAGCACCACCAUCAUCAGAAUCAGUCCAACUCCACCUGUGGAACCAGAUACACAGUCUGACCUCGAUAUUCUUGGCCUGGCCAAAAGCCUGGACCAGAUGCAACCCCAGCAUUCUCAAAGUCUGGAUCCACUACCAGCACAGCAGUAUAAAAGCCCAGAGCCCCCACGCAGUGCCUCUGGUCUGAGCUGUACUCGCAGCCAGAGUGAAUGCAACUACCACUGCCCCGGGGACAGAACUGGAGAUAUUGCAGCAAGUUGCAGGAACCACAAGCACCUCUCUGAGUCCAACGUAAGACAGCUCACUAAAGUUGACUCAGGCUAUUGCAGUAAUCUGAACAUUCAGCAAACUAGCAGCACUGCAGCUCCUCAGAGCUCCCAGCAGUGGGGAGCUGGUGGCUCAGUGUCAUCAUCGGUGUAUGCUAGUGGCCUCGGCAUUCCUCCAUCCUACUCAUCAGAAGGGCUUCACUACGUGCCCAUCCCCAGCUUUAAGCCACAGUGUGCUGGCUUGAUUGACCUUCCUCACCAAGGAGAUAUGCAGUCCCUCCUCACUGGGCGCUCUCUCUUCAACUCCCACCUGGCUCAGCAGUAUUUGGGACCUGAAGCUCCAUUACAUCCAGGCAUACCCAACAGUGAUCUCACAGUGAGACACGUCCAUCCCACAGCAGGUCCUCUGGGGAUUUCGGGGUCCACUGGAUGCCAUCACCUCCCUAUAUCCCAUCAGGGCCAGCAGGACAUUGGAAUGAUGGGAAAACCUUACACUCAGUAUGGUGCAGAGCCACUGGUGGCAGGUGGUCUUGAGGAACUGAGAGGCCAAGUGGUGGUGCCAGAAGAGCUGAGGUUUCCUCACACCUGCUGUGUGGGCAUUGCUUCACAGAUCUCCCUCAGCCUCUUCAACCCCUCUGAGAGAUGGCAACAAGUGUCAAUCACUGUCACCAGCCUGGCCAUCGAUGGAGAGAAGGUGGAUUGCUUGCCAUACCAGUGGCUUAUAGUGAAGAACAAGACGAUCAUUGCCCCCAAGAGUACAGAAGAGCAGAAGGUGUUGUUCAUCCCUCCACAGGCUGGGGUCUACCAGUGUGUCUUCAGUGUUUGCUCCUGGCCUGCGUCCGCAGAGACAGAGGUUGCUGCCAGAGCCAACAUCUUUGCUAAAAGGGUAGUGCUGGUUGCCAUAGCAGAGAAUCCUGAGCUUGAGGUUGAAGUAAGCAAAUCUGGCUGCCUGGAUUUUGGAGACCUUCCAGGAGGCAGUGCCAAAUCUCUUUCUCUCAAACUGCUCAACAGGACUCAUGCUACAGUGCCCAUCCGUCUGGUCAUCAGUGCAAACGCUACAGCGUGGCGAUGCUUCACCUUUUCCAAGCACCCUACCAUAACAUCUGAGGCAGCACAGCAGGCUGGCCACAUGACCCCAGUGUCCUCUCCCUCGGUGAUGAAUCACGUGAUGCAUGCCAGCUAUGGAGAGAAUCCACAGAGCUUCAUGGUCUGGGUUCACUUCAAGGCCCCUCAGAAGUACACUGUUUCCUCAGAAGAGCUUGGUCCAGCUGAUGAGUACAAUGCUCGGGUGGACAUUGAAGUGGACUCUCCUGGUCCUAGUCAUGUGAUCAGGAGUAUUCCCCUUAGGGCAAGGUCUGGAACUGCAAGGGUACAUGCUCCUAAAGACCUGCAGACUGUCAGCCUGUCUGCUCCACUGGGUAAAUCUAGUCAACAGACGUUGCCAUUAAAGAAUGCAGGAAACAUUGACGUUCAGCUAAAACUCAAGAGCAGUGAUGCUGAGGACAGUUUCUCUGUGACACCUGAUGUACUGUCCCUGAGAAUAGGAGAGGAGCAAGGCAUCGUGGUCUCCUUCAAAGCACAGGGCAGCAGGAAAUAUCAAGAAAGCCUUCUCACCAUCUUGGUGCUGCCUUCGGGUCCUCAGUAUGAGGUAACCCUGAAAGGAGAAGUUGUCCCAGAGGACUCUGGGAAACCUGCCAUUCCCUCUGCUGCUGUCAUUGGUCCUGGUGUGGCCAGUGAUGUUCCACCGAUCCUCUCUAACAAACAGUUCGUAGCCUGGGGAGGGGUCACUCUAGGACGAGCUAUCCAACAGAAGCUGGUCCUCAGGAACAACUCGACCACCACCACACAGCAGCUACGGCUGCUUAUUCGUGGUCAAGACCAGGACUGUUUUCAGCUCCAGAGUAUGUUCAGUCCUGAAGAGCGUUUGACGCGACAUGGGGAGCUGUCCAUCCGUCCCAAAGAGGAUGUGACCGUCCACCUGCUCUUUGCUCCCACCAGGGUGGCUUGCAUGUUGGCCAAGCUGGAGAUCAAACAGUCUGGAGUGCGGCCUUCACAGCCAGGGGUCAAAUUCACUAUUCCACUGUCAGGCUAUGGUGGGACAAGCAACAUCAUCCUGGAGGACCAGAGGAAACAGGCGGAUGGCUAUGUGGCAACACUGACUGAUAUCACUGUUGGUCGUGUCAGCAAAGUGUGUUUGUGCGUGAGGAACACUGGUUCCAGAGCAGCUUACAUCAAAGCUGUGGCUUUCGCUGAUAUGCAGACACGAACAUUAAUUGAACCCUCUGUCAUCAGCCUCGCCCCAUCACAGUUUAUACUUAAGGAAAGGACACAAGAGGUGAUUACCGUGCUAAUGAAGUCCACCCAAAGAGAACGGGCCCUAUGUCAGUCAGAUAAUGCACUGCUGGCUACUGUCUGUUUGUUUUGUGGAGAUGAGGUCUCCAGGCAGCAGUAUAGGAGAUUGCUUCAGAGCAAACCGGAGGCUGUGCGGAAGGCACUGUCUGAAAACAGUCUGCUGAAAAACAUUAACUUCAAUGAGAAGUUCCUGGGAGAAGAAAAUAUUACAGAGACCUAUGAUCUGCCCCAACGGCCCAAUGAAGCUCACAUUUUCUAUGGAAACAUGAGUAAGGUAGUGGUGUCAUUGCUUGGAAGUACAAAGAGCACAGACUGUGAGCAGAGUGAUCACACGGAGCUGUUGCUGCCCUCUGCUAGACACAGCGCAGAGACGGACAGUGUGGCGAAUGGUAAUGUGUCUCUGGACGUGCUGCCAGUGAAAGGUCCCCAGGGUCCAGCACUGAGAGUGGCAGAGCCCUCUUUAAAGGCGUCAGAGCCAUUACACAGGCAGUCUGAGUCCUGGACCAUCCAUCCAGAACAACUUGUCCUUGCAGCUCCCACCAUCAAUGGUGCAGCCACUACCAGUCAGGUUCAGAUCCGGAACAACACAUCCAGGGAGCUGUGCUUUGAUUUGUCCUGGCCCGCUCACUGCCUCACCAUCACCCCUCAGCAUGGCGUCAUCGAACCUCAGUGCCACCUACAGAUUUUGAUCAGCCCCAACCCUUCACUAGCAACUAAAUCUAGCCUGCUGCCAUGGAGUGGACAGAUUUAUGUCCAGUGUAACGCUCAACAGAAGUUUAUUAAGGUCCAGAUUCGUGGGGACCUGGCUCUGGAUGUGUCCGCAGCCCCAGCAGACUCAACUCUGACAGCCCUACCUCCUCAGGCUGCCACCCCAGUGCUGCCUAUGGCUAGGCUCACCGCCAAGUCGUCACUACCCCCACAGACCCCACAAGCACCUCAAGCCCUGGUAGAGAUCAGCAACAAGACCAUCAUGUUCCCUGCCACUCCUUCAGGGGAAACAUCAGAGGCCCAGCUGGAGGUGCAGAAUGGAGAAGUGGAAGUGAGAUGGUACCUGUCAUCAUUCGCUCCUCCAUAUGUCAAGGGGGUUGAUAACACUGGAGAUGUUUACCGGGCCACUUACACAGCUUUCAGAUGCUCCAGGGUCUCAGGCACUCUGGGAGCCCUGGAGAAGAUGCAGGUGCCUUUUACUUUCCUGCCCAGGGACAGAGGGGACUAUGCCCAGUUCUGGGACUUGGAGUGCCACCCGGUGUCUGAGCCCCAGCAGAAAACCAGAGUUCGCUUCCAACUGUGUGGCACUGGAAUAAAGUCUGGACCAGUGGAAGCACCACAGGAAGGAGACUGCUCUCUGGUGAAGACAGAGGCCACAGUCAAGACCAGGAAGAGGGCUGAUGUCACAGCAGGCAAAACCAGUCAGGAGGAUGCCGUGCGGAGAGGUGUAUAUUCUCCACAGGAUCUCUACACCUUCCCAGCCACACGAGUGGGUGAGUCCAGCGCUCUGAAGGUCAACAUCCGCAACAACUCGUCCAGCACGCAUGAGCUGAAUUUUGUAAACCCUAUGGAGCCGUUCCACAUCAAGCAUUCCAAAUAUUCCCUGAGAUCGCAGCACUAUCUGAAGCUGCCCGUCCAGUUCAAGCCCAGUGCUGCAGGCAGACACGCUGGCUUGCUGCUCAUCCAGUCAGAAACAAGUGGAAGUCUUGUUAUUCAGCUGACCGGUGAGGCAUUGCCUUGAAUCUACCAUCCUACGCCACCUCCUCAUGCUGGCUGGCUGGCUUUGGGUGGAUGCUCUUCCCUGUUCGGUUCGUCACGGGACAGACCAGAGUAACAGAGGGGAAAAGGCAAAACUGCUAAGGAUCAGAUGAAGGCAACCACAGACUCAACUCCUUCCUUGUCAUCUUAUUUGGAGAUAAAGCUCUAAAGAUAUAUUUAGAGAUAUGUAGCUGAUUAACUGACUGAGACUCUCCUGCCAACACAGCCCCGUCUGCCUCUGGAUGUGGCACAGGUGUCCUCAGCUGGCCCAUGAAAAAAUGAUUGUGCCUGUUUGUGCCUGAAGCUGAAUGAUUUGGUCUGACAUGCUCACAAUUAGUCUGCAGCACUCUGACAUUUCACAGAGCUAAUGAUUUUUGUCACUUCACUCUGGAUCUGGUAUUUGCCUUAUCCCUGAGUCAUGUCACAAGGCAGCAUUGUUGUUGCCAUGGCCUCUGUCAGACAGUAGCAGUACCAGGGAUACGUCAGGGAUUACUUUGAGUUGGCCACAAAGGAAUGCCAUUGUCUCUUGUUUCUUGUUUGGUAACAUGGCUGUGGGGAUUUUUUUGUGCCAAACCAUGUUUUUUGCCAUGUUACAUGGUAAAAUCUGAAAAAAGGGUCCUGGACAUUUUUGUUUUUGUCCCAAACCUGAUUUCUUGUUUCUGUUUUUCACAUAGAUUCUCAUUUUCAAAUUUAGGUCUGUCCACAUUUCAUAAAAAUUCUUCAUCUUCUGUGGUGUGGUUUCUAUGGAAAUGGCUCCCCGUCAUGCAGAGCCCACCUGCACAGUGGCCUUUGUCAUCACCAUGUGUUGACUUCCAGCAACCUCCAAGACUCGUUCCAAACAGUCCAGAUGUACUUAAUUUAGUCAUGAUCAGUGCAGCUCACAGCAACAUUAGGAUGGUUAAUGAUUGUUAUUACAUGCUAAAAGAGUUUCCUCUGGUGGGGUUUUUGUUCGGCAGCUUGCCAGGCCUGCUUAGUAUGGUUACCAUGGCAAAACAGUGUUAAUCACUGUUCCAGUCACAGAAAAUUAGCUCCCCUUUUCCUCUUUUGGCUCUGGGGCAAAUGGCCAAAAUUACUUGGGGGUAUUGGAUUCACAUCCGUAAUGUGUUCUGGGACUGGAAUGGCAUGUGGGGGAAAUGUACGUAAACUUCAUCAAGUAUGUGUUGUUGACCUGUUAGAUGCCACACAUUGUGACAAUAAUUUGAAAAUGAAAAACACUAGAGCUGAGCAUUAUUUUCCUGCCAGUAGAGCAAGUUUUAAUAUGAAGGCAGUAUGUUGUCUUAGACAUGCCCUGACAACUGUCCUGACAUGUUUGUGUUUUACAGUUUGCACAUGCUUUAAAUAGUAUAUAAUGUAAUAUAUUGUUUGUACACAUUCUGAAUA